CCCCAACCACCCUCAAUGGCUACAUAUUAUGCUAUACUGGUUAUGUAUUUUACUACAUUAUAGUAUCUUGAGCAUAUCACUCGGAUAUCCCAACAAAUUUCUCGAUUCGAUACGAUGACCUUCCAUCUACCUCUCCAUCCACCUCCGAGACGGAUACACGCAGCGAAGUACAUUGACACAUUUGACGAAUACACAUAAGGGUCUUGCUGCGCGAUGGGGAAAUACAAGAAAUACGUGGAGAAAUGCGAAGCCUGGCUGGAGCAGCGUGCAAAGGCAAUAUGGACGAACCUCCAGACCAACCAUCUCUGGCAGCGUAUACUUAAGAACACUAUCGCAACCACAAUAGCCGUAAUAAUUGCGAUAAUUCCGUCUAUUGCCCGCGUAUAUGGAAAAGCCGCCUACCUCGCCCCGUUGACCACCGUCUUCGGGCAUCCCGGAAGAAGAUUCGGCAUGAUGGCUGAAGCGCUCGCGCUCUCCGUCGCGGGAACGUUCCUUGGACUUGGCUGGUCGAUGCUCGGCCUCUACUUCUCUUCUCUUAUUUUUCACACGAAUAAACCUGCUGCUUACACAAUCAAAGGCGUGUUCUUAGCAAUCUCAUUGCUGUUCCAUGGGAUACUGAGGUCGCAUACGCCGAGAUUGUUCCUCUUUGUCUUGUUGCUGGUUAUUGUUACAGUGGUUACGUUGACGGGCACUGCAACAACGGUUACAAAGAUGGCGGUUACACAGCUGUUGUACCCGAUUCUGACUGCUGUGGCAGUAAUACUGCUGGUCAACAUAUCUAUCUUUCCGGAGUUCUCAUCUAGAUUUCUGGGUAUUACAACGAUCGAUACGCUUGGAGCGACGGUAGGGGCCCUGAGAGAUGCUGGGAAGUAUUUUGUCAACUCUAUUGAAGCCUCAGAGAAAGACAUGGGAGAUAAGCCUCUUGAAGCCACUGGACGUGAUCCAAACGAGCCUGCAACUGCAGCCGAGGAAUCUAAGGAGAAAACCACCGCGGAUGCGAACCCUUCUCUGGUGCAAAGAAUCUUGCACUCAUUUCGAAGCCAGAAGAAUGUGACCCCCAAGCCCAAGACGGAUGAGAAACCCAAGAAAGUCAAACUCAAAACAUUGACGGACCUGAAAUCAACGCUACGUGCAAAGUUAGCCAGCUGCAAGGCAGCCCAACAAGAGUGCAACUUUGAACUGGCCUGGGCAGUGCUGCCACCCAAAGAUCUGAAACCCAUCAGCGUCACCGCAAUGAAGGAACUCGUCGCAAACGUCAUUGCUUUAAUUGGAGCCUGUGAGAGCAAGUAUGCUUUGAUGGGUGACCGGGACGAUAAGACGGAAACAGAGACCAAAGAAGAAGAUCAUAUAAAGCGUAAGGAACAACCAGCUAAUGGCGAUAUUGGCGAAGAUUCAAGACCUGGAACUGGAUAUGAUGGUUCACAUACGCCUGACGUUUCACGUGAUGAUACCGACGAAGGGGCUGAGUCUGGUAAAGAGAAGAAGCGGAAGAGGAAGACAAAGAGCGAGAGUAAGACGGAGCUCGAAAAGGACAUCGAAAUGGUCAAGCCUCGCAAGGAGAUCGAGUUCGGUGACAUUGAUUUACUGAAGCAUCUCGUAAGUCGCAUCGCUAAACCCCUCGCGGAUCUUCAAGAGAGGAUCGAUCGAAGUGUUGAUGUUAUAACAUCAUGUCUGGCAUACUGCUAUGAUGUCCCAAAACUUCCCUCGGGAGCGCGACGUCCGGCAGGCAUUCGACUGGAGGAAAUUGACAUCCACAUCGAUACCUUGGUGGAGGCACUCCAGGGUUUCGACAAGGAUUCUGCUGCCGCUCUCGAGAGGGCUGCAGCACUUGAAGAUUUGGACCAUCCUAGCGUUGACAUCAUGCCACGUAUGGAGAUCUUUUUGAUAUCUUCCUUCUUGUUGAAUCUGCGGCAGGCCGCAUUCCAUACUUUGACGAUGCUCAGGCAUUCUCGAGUUAUUGUGGACAAAUAUCAAGCCCGACAUGGUCGACAGAGGCUUUAUGUCCCGAAGAUCCAUUGGCGGAAAUGGCUUACUUCUGGGGGUGAAGAGGAUAUGCUCGCGUUGCCUGAAGCCGGUCGAAAGGAAGCUCGAACUGGUAACAAAGAGGAUAAGGAGGGUCCAGACGAAGAGUCCUCUGGGACAAGCGAGGAGCUUCUGGCGAAAAAAAACGAUAUAGAGUCAGCUGCAUUAAAUGGCUUUCAGGCACCGCAGCCUGCAACACGUACCACAGGAUCGAAGAAAGUUGUCCAGCUAAAAGUAGGCACUCUCAUUCACAAACUACGAAGUGCUCUUGCGGAUACCGUCGAAUACCUACUUGGAAGCGAGGACGUUGCUUAUGCUAUCAAACUCACUGUCGCCGUUUUCCUCGUGUCAUGGCCUGCCUUCGUAUACAAAUGGAAUACGUGGUAUUCUUUAAAUCGAGGACUCUGGGCAGCCCUGCAACUUAUACUCAUUACUGAAGUUGCUCUCGGAACUUCGGUAAUGACUUUCACACUACGAGCAUUCGGGACAACGGUCGGGUGUCUAUGGGGCUGGGCUGCGUAUGAAAUUGGCGGUGGUAAUCGGGUUGUGGGUGUUGUAAUGUUGGCAAUCGGCGUCGUUCCCUCGGCCUAUAUCCAACUUGGGUCGAAAUACGUCAAAGCAGGAAUGGUUUCGAUUAUUUCUAUGUCCAUCGUUUUGCUCGCCACAGAAGACAAAACGGUCCCCGGCUCAGCGACUGAGAAUUUCCUCAAACGGUUUAUCGCAUUCCUCAUCGGUGGUGUCGUAGCUCUAAUUGUGGAACUUGUUCUCUUCCCUGUCAGAGCCAGAGACCGACUCGUUGAAUCCCUCGCCGCCUCAAUACGACAAAUCAUUGAAAUGGAAGGAUGUCUCGCGUAUGGUAUCGAUACCGAAGCCAACGUUGAUGCUCACUCAGCUGUCGUCUCCGCUCGCUUUCAGCUCGCAAGAGGGAAGGCGGAUGGCGCCUUAGCAGCAGCUGAGACCUUCUUACCCUUUUGCGCCAAUGAACCUCGUCUCAAAGGCUCCUUUAAAGGUCUCGCUCUCAUCUAUUCCGAAAUACUUUACGUCCUCCACUCCAUCGUUGACAAAAUGGACAAUAUGCACCAUCUUCGCCAAGCAUAUGGCUCCGGUGUCCUGGAAGAACUGAACACCGAGGUAUACCCCUACCGUCGGAAUGUUGCAGGCUCAGUAACACUCAUCCUCUUUGCCGUCCACGAAGGGCUUACCACCAAGCUUCCUCUUCCACAGUUCUUCCCCUCUGCCCGCCUCGCGCACUUGCGGAUGGUUAAUCGGGUGAGAGAGGUCAUACUUUCAAAAGAACCCACUGAUCUCCAACAUCACCGUGAGAGUGGAAGGACCGAAAUCGAACUGUCGAUGGUGAAGCGUGUCAUCAGACAGAAGUUCCUCAGCUGGAUGGCGGCUAGUGCGGGUCAAAUCGAGGUUAUUGAGUAUUUAGAGGAGUUGAUCGAUUUGGUCAAGUUGCUAGUUGGAGCGAACGAGUUCCGCAGUGGAUUGCUUACAAGGCCGACGUACAGAGAAUAUGUGGAGCGGAUCAGCCGAGACUAUGGAAAGCCACCGGUAGAUGGUGCCCCAGAUGCAACGAGGAAUGCUGAACAAGAUGAACGUCGAGACACGUUCCCAGAGCUGGACCAGGAACCCCGGAAAUUGGGGUUGAGGAAAAGAAGGCCGUCCCUCGCCAGGAAGCAACCACAUGAGUUGGAGCGGAAAAACAGUCGGGCGACUGAUGAAGAGGAAUUGGAAAGACGGAGGCAGGCGGAAGAGGAAGAAUUGCCGAUGCCGUUACAGAGAGUUAGGACGAGAAGACAGUCCGUGAUGAACAUUACUAGAACUGAGAGCAGGGACCAUGAUGUAGAGAUUAUGAGGGGUGGGAAACGUGCUGAUAGAUCGCCAUAGAAUUGUAAGGCCCGAGCCUCUGCGUAUAUACCCCUGGAGUUAUUGUAUGAAGUUGAAUAUCAAAAGACAAAUUAAUCUAUAAGUAAAAUAAUACUCGAU
Molecule: messenger RNA, 4011 nt
Organism: Amorphotheca resinae ATCC 22711
Lineage: Eukaryota; Fungi; Ascomycota; Leotiomycetes; Helotiales; Amorphothecaceae
Exons: 1
Coding region: 214-3912 (1232 amino acids)
Source: RefSeq, a predicted model, not a curated record